This is a messenger RNA of Megalobrama amblycephala (Wuchang bream), 1345 nucleotides long. It is a transcript of the gene cript, whose product is annotated as cysteine-rich PDZ-binding protein. NCBI's taxonomy places the organism in Eukaryota, Metazoa, Chordata, Actinopteri, Cypriniformes, Xenocyprididae. The record is from RefSeq and is a predicted model, not a curated record. Gene Ontology annotation, molecular function: microtubule binding; PDZ domain binding. The coding region runs from base 138 to 443 and encodes 101 amino acids. The transcript is spliced from 5 exons. Gene Ontology annotation, biological process: cytoplasmic microtubule organization. Gene Ontology annotation, cellular component: dendrite.
AGUGACGUUUGUCAGGACUUUUAUUUUGACAAUGGUUCAUAAUACGUCAACUGAAGGCUAAGCAGUGUGUCUAGCUUCAUUUUUACAACUGCGAAGUAUCUAGACGUGAUAGCUACGAUUUUGUGACACAUUUGAAGAUGGUUUGCGAGAAGUGUGAGAAGAAACUGGGGCGAGUCAUCACGCCUGAUACGUGGAAAGAUGGGGCUAGAAACACAACAGAGAGUGGUGGUCGAAAGCUUAAUGAAAAUAAAAUGCUGACAUCAAAGAAAGCCAGGUUUGAUCCUUAUGGGAAAUCUGGAUUUGCCACUUGCAGAAUAUGCAAAAGCUCUGUCCAUCAGUCUGGUUCACACUACUGCCAGGGAUGUGCCUAUAAGAAAGGAAUUUGUGCCAUGUGUGGGAAGAAGGUUCUUGACACCAAGAACUACAAACAGACCUCAGUUUGAUUUAUUGUCUCUUGCUGGAGAUUUCGUGUUUAGCUGAGAAGGCAAUGUUUGUGAAUGAUUAUGUUGACUCUUCCAUGUGUUGAGAAUGAUCAUUUAACUUCACAAGAGUUUAAUUUGCAGUGUUUUGUGGGAAAGUGCUGCCAAAGGAGUGUACUGGAUUAUGACUGUAUUUAUAUGAAAAUAUGUCCGUGGUAUUUUUCUCUCACUUAACCUUAGAGCAAUAUAUUGGCUUGCACUGUUUGAACAAUGUAGAUGCCUUCUUUAAGUAUAUUUGCUGGAGAACAUGUUUUGUAAAUGUUCUUAUUAAUUUGUUUUAGUAAAUAAUUUAUCAUUUUUAAUACUACCAAGUAUAAUGACAGACAUAAACAGUUCUCUUGAUACUUUAUUUCCCUUUUUAGGCUUACUUAGUCACUGGACCGCUAGACUUUGACUUUUAAAUGUCACAUGUUACCCCAAUUAAGAAAAAAUAUAGAUAUUAUCUCUCUUGUUUGAAGUUAUAUUUUUUUCUACUGUUUCCAAGGCAGUGUCACUACAGCAGAUUCUAAUGUAAAUAUGAAACAAGUGACCUGCCAAUAUAAGACAGCUUCAAGCUCAGUGUACAGUGAUGUUUAUAUCCUGUUUCCAAUUCUUACUAUCCCGCCAUUGGUUCUUUUUGUGAACACUGUUGCAGAUGUUUUCUGGAAAACUGUUGUUUCCUUUUUCAGUGAUCAUUUGGAAUUACAUAGUUUUGGAUUUCUUUCAGAUGUCUCUUGAACCCACAUACUUUUUUGUAGACUGUUGCAGAUUCUCUUACAGGCUGAUUGUUUUGCCAUAUUUUUAAGUGCAAGAAGGCACAACAUAGCAAUACUUACUGUGUAAUACCAUUCCCUUAAGAUCAAAUAAAUUAAGAAUUGAAACCUGUA